Limanda limanda (common dab) is the source of this 1053-nucleotide messenger RNA. RefSeq names its product secreted phosphoprotein 1 (gene spp1). The record is from RefSeq and is a predicted model, not a curated record. The coding region runs from base 1 to 1053 and encodes 350 amino acids. Gene Ontology annotation, biological process: ossification; cell adhesion. The transcript is spliced from 6 exons. Lineage: Eukaryota; Metazoa; Chordata; Actinopteri; Pleuronectiformes; Pleuronectidae.
AUGAAAGUGGCCGUUGUUUUCGUCCUGCUCUUCGCCACAGUUCUCUGUCGGCCGGCGAAGAAAGUUCCUCUCAGCAGUUCAGAGAGCUCUGAGGAGGUGCUGAGACGAGAAGCUGCCAGGAAGCAGGCUGCACUGGUUCCUCAGAGCCGUGCAGCAGUGGUCCAGGCAGCUUCCUCCGCCUCAGACGAGAGCGCAGAGAGUUCAGAGCAGGGGGCAGCACUGGCUCCAGCAGUAGAGGACCAAACCGUCAGCCCUGACCCGACCCCGACCUCAGAUACGACCGACAGCCAGGACAGUGAGGAUGAUGACGAUGAUGAUGAUGAUGAAACAGACGAAACUGAUGAAGAGGAGGAUGAAUCCAGCGAGUCUGGCGAGUCCUCCAGCCCGGCUCCGGCCACCGUCAGCCCCACGGUCUUCACAGAGGAGCCCAUGAUCGAAACCACCGAGGAUCCCAUCUUGCCGACCAUCGUCUUCGACCCGGAAACAGCCCGUGGCGACAGCUUGGGAAAAUACCCCAACGAAUACAAAUCCAUCAUCUACGUAGAGGACAAGUCCUACAACAAGCUGCCCUCUCCCUACAAGUCCUGGGAGUACGUCAACACGGGGAAGAAAUCGACCUAUGACAUUACCGACGGCAACGAUGUGGAGAAGUCGAUGCCGGUUUAUAAGGCUCUUCAGGUCCACACUGACAUCCUGGAGGAGGACACCAGCACCCCCGAGAUGGAGAGCCAGGGCCUGGACAUCACCCAGGACCAGGAAAUCACCCCCCGCCAGGCCUCCCUCCCGGUAGAGGAAGGGGACGAGAGCGCCAGCGACUCCACAACCAACGAGAGCUCCAGCGCGACACAGGAAGAGGAAGAGGAGAACUCCAGCGCCUCGAGCGACAGCGCCAGCGCCGAGUCCCAGGACGAGGAGAGCAGCGAGGAGGCCACGGCCACGCCCGGCGCCGCAGACAGCGACUCCGACGAGAGCACGGAGAACGAGUCGGAUGAGGAGGGGGGGGUCAUACCUGACGCUACCACCGACGUGCCAAUGGUCAUCACUGCCAAAUAA